Zeugodacus cucurbitae (melon fly) is the source of this 5244-nucleotide messenger RNA. RefSeq lists its product as uncharacterized. The transcript is spliced from 4 exons. Lineage: Eukaryota; Metazoa; Arthropoda; Insecta; Diptera; Tephritidae. Gene Ontology annotation, molecular function: protein binding. The record is from RefSeq and is a predicted model, not a curated record. Bases 355 to 5229 code for a protein of 1624 amino acids.
UUUGAGAUAUGUGGAAUUGAAAUUCAUUAGCGGAUUUUCUACUGUUGUCUGCCUGUUCAGAAUUACAAAGCCGUACAUAAAUAUAUGAAAUAAUUAUUCAAUCCGAAAAAUUUUUGUUAUAUCUAAAAUCAGUGAAUAAUUAUAUAUUUUUUGAUAAAAUGGUUAUAUAUUCGUAUUAGGCAAUGUAGGUUUAAAUGAUGUUGUGUAGCGUUAAUAACCACAAGAUAGCUGAUAUCAAGUGCUGGGUGUAGUUUACGGAACGACGUGAGAAACGGACAAAUUUUGCACAAAAUUAUUUUUAUUUUCUCUCAAAUGGAAAAGUUAUUCCCAGCGUUUGUUAAAUAGACCUCUAAAAUGGCAUAUAUUAACGUCGUAGAAUGGACGACAGACCAGGUGACCGACUGGCUGAAAGGUUUAGAUGAGUCAAUGGAACACUACAUUAGAUCUUUUACAAAUAAUGAAGUAGGCGGUCGUCAACUACUCAAUAUACGCCCAUACGAACUGGAGCAACUGGGAAUGUACUCUAUUGGUCAUCAGGAAAUUGUUUUGGAAGCUGUUGAAAAUUUGCGUAAUUUUUAUUACAAUUUGGAUAAAGAAAACUUACAAUUUAUGGCAUUACAUGUUGCUACUGCAGCACACAGCUUGCAUCGACAAUUAGUUACACAUAGUGAUUCAUCAAAAAUUGAGACACAAAUUCUAAGUGAUAUUACGAGAACCAUAGGGACAAUAAAACCUUUAAUAGGUUGGUUGGAACGCGCACCCUUCCAAGGUCAGGUUCAGUUUACAGAAAUUUGUAAAAAUUUACUACGCCUCGGACUUGAAAUGGCCACCAUGGCACAAAGGGAUCGUUUCGUCGAACGUCCUGUAGAUCAAAUACGUGUUACCGCGGAGAAGCUUGAACGACUUGCCAAUUAUAUUAUACAAGAUAUAUCAGAUCCUAUGCUAUUGCAACCAGCGUCAUUAAAUCUCGUCACGGUAAAGAAACGUGAAAUGGAUCCGGGCUUUGAGAUCGAAUCCAACUAUCAUGGUGUUCAUCGGAUUACUGAAAUUCGGUAUAAUUCGCCAGCACAUACUUCUGGGAAAAUAGAAUACGGUGACGAAAUUGUGCAAAUUAACUAUCAGACAGUAGUAGGAUGGCAGGGAAAAACUGUUUGGCACCAAUUGCAUGUCUCACCAACUGAUGUGCUAUUAACACUAAAAAAGCGCCCAAAACAUACAAAAAUCUAUGGACAAAUUUAUAUGCAACCGUAUCGUUUGCCGAGCAAAAAACGCACUGUUGGUUCGCGUUGGGGUGAAAACUUGCCACCCGCAAGAACUAGCUUUCUAACUGUGCCUAAUAAUCAAGCUGCAUUUGAGCUCUUGAAAUCUGAAGAGAAAGCAGCCACCACCGCUUCAGACACAGAAUCCAAUUGCAGUGACACAUCUUCACCUACAGAAACCAAAACAUCAGAGAAACGUAGUCGUCUGUAUUAUGAGAAACCGCGUACAGUAUUACAACGUCGACAUACAAUCAGUGGUGACCUGAAAUGCAGUAAUGAUGCUUUUCAACAUCAUAAACCAAAAGCCGGUAUUGUAUGCGAUCCGUCGUCACCGAGUUUACGUGAUAAAUGCAAGUCGUUCGGAUUUGGUUUGGAGUUAACUUCACGACCAAAAACUUGCAUAGGCAUGGCUGGCAAAAAUGAUGGUGCGAAUGAAAUACAAGAUGUAUUUAAUAAAUCGAAAACCAAUGCCGACGGCAUAGAAAAUGGUGAAAAUUCCCUUGAGCGUUCAAAACCAGGAGUGAGCAAAGUUGUUCGAUUUGAUGCUAAUAUGAAAUAUGAAGAUUAUCCCGUGGAUCAAAAGUAUACUUGCAAUGUUGAAAAUACUAUCUUGGAGACGUUUGAGCCAAUACUUUUUGCGGAUGAAGAGGAUGAAGAUGUGUUGGAUAUGCAACGUAAUACUGUGCAAGACAACAAAGCAUCAGCACUGUCUUUGUCAACGCCAACAACAACACCAACCACACCCAAACCGCCGGCUCCCUUACCCGACGCAGCUGCUGCAAGUCAAGUGGUUGAGGCAGUUAACGUACCAAUCGUAGCUCGUCGUGGUCGUCUGGACAAAAGUCAUAGCACGCCAGCCUAUGACAAUACAGGUGCAGAGUGUGAUACACCUCCCGCCAUUGAGCCACGUAAAGAAUUUCUUCAGCAAACUCCUCCUGUACCACCACCCCGUCCACGCAAACAAAAAGAUAUGUCGCCACAACCAGUACCACCACCUCCUCCGAAACCCCUGAGUCUAAUGGGUACAGCAUUGCAUUCUCCUGCAAACAUUACAAAACAUAAUACAACAACUAUAAAUACAGAAGGAAUUAUCAAUACUCCGUUGCAAUUACCCUUACCCACCAUGUCUCAAAUGGUGAAUUCGCCCACAAGUAAUAUCAGCAGCAAUACAACGGUGCCGCAUACUCCAACACAAGUCAACGAAUUGCACACUCCAACAAAAAGCCGCACAUUAUCCCUGAAGAAAAAACAUAGUUUAGUAAAUAAAAGACGUAAUGUUAACCUAAAGGUACUAGGAACAGGUGAUAUUCAAGGUCAUUUGUACAGACGCACGAAGGAUAGACGAGGUGUAACAUUUUGGGCUCGCUUAUAUUUUGUAAUGCUCAAUACUAUUCUCUACGGUUUCCGAUCGAAGGAAGCAACAAAAGCAAGUUGUGUUAUAUUUCUGCCUGGAUUUACAGUAUCAUUAGCUAAGGAAGUGCAUUCGAAGCCGCAUGCCUUUAAAGUAUAUCACGCAGCAAAAACGUUCUAUUUUGCGGUUGAGUCACAAGAUGCACUGAAUCAGUGGGUAGAAUUACUCAAACAAGCAACAUUGCACACACAACCGUCGAAUGCUCACAAUAUGCGCCAGCUCUCAUCGGGCAACGCAGCAGAUGACAUCAACACGAAAGAUCUAUUUUCUGAAACGGAUAGUUCCGGCGAAGAAACUGAAUCAUUAGUAUCUAGCAAUUUAUGCACGCCCUCGCCGCAAUCAUCAGGGAAGGAUAUCAUUACUAAUUUAGCAGCCAAUACAUCUACACCCAACACCUCCCAGCCGAAACAGGAACGUAGUUAUUUAGGAUCAUUGCGAAAACUAACAAAGAACACAUUACAAUUCAAAAGCAGCACAUCGUCGAGUGAGAAGAAACAUUCGAGUGACAUUCCAGUGCCUACAGAUCAGUAUCGGAGUUAUCGAAAAGUUCCCGGCGGCAGUUUCGGCCUACAAAUUGGUACCAAUACUCCUGGCUACCAUCACGAUCUGUCAUUUCAACUGCAGCAAAGUAACAAUCAUCCCACAUAUAGCAUGAACACAUCGCAGCCACAAAUGGUACCGUUAACGUCGGCACCACCCCCACCACAACCACAACCACAACAAAUACCAGAAGAUUCGGUGCGAAAACUCUCACUCUCUUCAAGUCGCAUUUCAAUCGCCAGCAACGGCACAGAUUUUUCACUCAAUUCUUCGGUGAUGUCGACAUCAUGUUUAGGACCACCGUCAUCACCAGCGCCGGUGCCUGAGCGAAAUGUAUCAUAUCAUGCAAACCAUCAAUCGCCUGGCGCUCUCAGUAAUUCCACAUCCAAUUCAAGCAUAUCAUCGAGAUCAAUGCGCAAAAUACCGUACAACUUCAUACAUGCGUCCAAUCCAAAUUUGGUUGAAUUCGAUUUCCAAACUUCAAAAACACUGGACUAUUCAUUGCCCAAAAUCAGCUCGGCCAAUUCUUGGGAUGCACCUCAUAACAUACAUACAACCUUUAUCACAUUGAAAGAUCUAAUGUUGCGUAAGCAGGAGGAGGAGGCUCAGGAGAUGUACAACAAUCGUGUGUUGCUAGGUGUCGAAAAGAAAGAUAUCCUACAGAAUAGAGCUUGUGGAAGUGUCAGUGGUGGAGAUUGUAAAGACAGCUGUGCGGGAAGUAUAAGUAGUAAACUGUCUAAAACUCAGAAUCGCAGUUUGCCGAAGACACCUGAUUACGAAAUAAGUUUUAAACCGACCGAUGAAGAUAUACGACGCACUCGCACCAAGGAGGGCUUGAAACUACGUGACUUUGGUUACGAGCUAAUAUCCGGCGAUGAACCGAUUAGCAGUGGUGGUGGUGGUGGUAUUGGUAUAUUAACAGCGUCACGACAAAAUUCCAAUAUGUCUACGACAAGCGGCAAUGCCGAUCACCACUCGGAGAGUAGCAGUAUAAUAAGCAGCAAGUCUCGUUCUUUUGCACUGCUUCCGCACAAAAGUAAAAAACACUCAAGUAAUAGUUGCUCAUCUACUUCGUCAAUCGCGGAGUUGAGCAGUGCUGGUGAAAAACGUUCGGGAAGUAUUAAAAAGAAAAGCAAAAGCGAGCGUAUUUUUCAACAAUUUCACAAGCAUUCGUCAAACAAUAAUAGUGGUAACUCGGCAAUGACUAUGACAUUGCCACUUAACAAGCAUAAAAAUAGUCAACGCGACGUGGAAUUAUCCAAUGUAGUUUCUGGUACGGGCAUUAAGAAGAGCCAUACCUACAAUCAUGAUUUGAAAGAAAAAGCUGGUGCUAAAUAUGAUGCCCAUCGGAAGAAUUCCGUACCGAUAUUAACAAAACUGAGUACCACUUUCGGAGUGGGAGGUAGCAAUAGCGGAAGCCAUGCUUCAGGUUCACUGAAUAGUAGCGUACUGACAGCCAGCGGCGGUAAGGGUGGCAAAGAGAAACGUCUGUUGGGCUCGCCAUUGCUACACCGCACCGUCUUUGGUACGCAACAUCAUCAUCGUCAUCAACAACAUAAUAUGAGCGGCAUUUCAGUGCCGACUACACCAACCUGCGCUGGUCGCGAAUAUGAUCGGGAAAUUUUCUCACAAAUUAUAUUUCCGAAAGUGAAUACAUCCCAUCAUCAUCAUCAUCAACAUCAAGCCAAUCACUUCCAAGGUGAUCGCAUGGGUAGCAUUAACACACGACACACUCAUUUGACUACCUCACAAACCAACGAAGUAAUUACAGCCCCAGAAGAUAUCGCCCCACCACCGCCGCAUGAAUCCCGUGAUGGUAAUGGCAAUGGUAAUAGAAGUCUGAAAGAGUUAAACUCCACUGCUUCAAACGCAGCGACAAUUAACUCACCAGAAUAUCCGCAUAUGGAGUGUCCGCCGGUAUUCGAACCCGAAAUAUACUCAUUAACCGAUCCGCUUGCUAGCCAAACCUUGCUACUACGUCGAAAAGACAGCGGUAACAAAGGUGUUGAUAAGCAGUAAUAACAAUAUCAAUCA